CCUGCUGCUGUGAGUCGUGGAGAGGAGAUGAAGUGAAGUAUUGAUAACGAGCUUAGAGAGAAGUCGUCCCCGGAGGAAUACGGCGGAGGAUUUAACACAACACACCGGGUGUACAUGUGAUUCAUAGUUUCACUUUCACUCGUAUCCGUUUUAACGCUUGUUCUGCCUUUAUUGACUGUCCAAAGUGCUGAGAAAACGAGUGAACUCCGAGAGCAGCGGCUGAUCUUUGACUUUAAUCAACGUGUGGACCGAGUGACAGGACUUCAGGACAGGACUUAAUGCAUGCUUGUACUACAGCAUGCUUUAAGGAAACCAGCAGCAUCAUACAUCAUCCCUGCAGUUGAAAUUGUAGCUUCUCCCUGACAUGGCGUCCUCCCCUGGGCUGGAUUCUGACUCAGUGCCUUUGCUUCAGCUUCAGGAGGUGGACUCCAGUAAAACUUCAGAAAGACCCAACUCCCCAAGUCUCCUGCCUGCUGUGUACAGCCCCCCUCGAAAUAUGGACAACCACACAGUCUACAUCCCCUCUCCAUACACGGACAAUAGUCCAGAGUACCAUCAUGGUCAUGGACCUCUGACUUUCUACAGCCAGUCUGUGCUUAGCUAUGCUAGACCACCUGUUACUGACAGCCCAUCAUCCCUGUGUGCCCCCCUUAGUCCGUCAGCCUUUUGGCCCCCACACAGCCACCCUAACAUGCCCUCAUUGACGCUGCGUUGCCCCCAGCCUCUAGUCUACAAUGAGCCUGGCUUACAUCCACCUUGGCUGGAGCCAAAAUCUCACAGCAUCAACAGCAACAGCUCGAUCAUCAGCUGUAACAAGCCACUGGGGAAGAGAUCAGAAGAAGGAAUGGAUGGUGUGAACUCCUCCUUGUGUUCAUCUGCAGUAGGGAAAGCUGACAUGCACUUCUGCGCCGUGUGUCAUGACUAUGCCUCGGGGUAUCACUACGGCGUGUGGUCCUGCGAAGGCUGCAAGGCUUUUUUCAAAAGGAGUAUCCAAGGACACAAUGACUACAUCUGCCCCGCCACAAAUCAAUGCACUAUCGACAAGAACCGGCGUAAAAGCUGCCAGGCCUGUCGCUUACGUAAAUGCUACGAAGUGGGAAUGAUGAAAUGCGGUGUAAGGCGUGAGCGCUGCAGUUAUCGAGGUGCCCGACACCGACGUGGUGGCCUCCAGCCUCGGGAUCCUACAGGCAGGGGUUUGGUCAGGGUGGGGCUGGGUUCUCGGGCACAGCGGCAACUCCAUCUGGAGGGUCCCCUGGCCCCUGUUGGCCCCCUUCCUCAGGCGAACCACAAACAUCACACUGCCAUGAGCCCAGAGGAAUUCAUCUCUCGCAUUAUGGAGGCAGAGCCUCCAGAGAUCUACCUAAUGGAGGACUUAAAGAAACCCUUCACUGAGGCCAGCAUGAUGAUGUCCCUCACCAAUCUCGCGGACAAAGAACUUGUCCUGAUGAUCAGCUGGGCCAAAAAGAUCCCUGGUUUUGUAGAGCUGAGUCUUACUGAUCAGAUCCACCUCCUAAAGUGCUGCUGGUUGGAGAUUCUGAUGCUUGGCCUCAUGUGGAGGUCUGUGGAUCAUCCUGGGAAAUUAAUCUUCUCACCAGACUUCAAACUCAACAGGGAGGAGGGACAGUGUGUGGAGGGCAUCAUGGAGAUCUUCGACAUGCUGCUGGCUGCCACCUCUCGCUUUCGUGAGCUGAAGCUACAGAGGGAGGAGUACGUCUGUCUCAAGGCCAUGAUCCUCCUUAACUCCCAUCUGUGCACGAGCUCCCCUCAGACAUCUGAGGAGCUGGAGAGCAGGAAUAAGCUGUUGCGUCUGCUGGACUCUGUGAUCGAUGCUCUGGUCUGGGCCAUUUCUAAACUGGGCUUGUCGACCCAGCAGCAGACUCUGCGCCUAGGACACCUCACCAUGCUGCUCUCCCACAUCCGCCAUGUCAGUAACAAAGGCAUGGACCAUCUGUCCACCAUGAAGAGGAAGAACGUGGUUCUUGUGUACGACCUUCUCCUGGAGAUGCUAGACGCCAACACAUCUAGCAGCAGCCAAUCAUCAUCCUCACCGGGCUCUGACACAUACUCAGACCAGCAGCCAUACCCCCAACAUCCAUCUCACAUGCAGCCGGAUUCAGACCAGACAACUCCUGAGCACAACCACAUGUCUGCACAUGGACCAGGUGAAGGACGGAUGCUGGACGAACAGCUGACGGCUCUGCCCCUCCAUUCAUCUCCUCAGUUUCAGAGUCAGAUGGCGGCUCAUAUGGACAGAAAUGAUUACAUCCAUCAGCAGCAGUGGUCAGUGGAGACGGGAGAUGCAGGUCCAUCAGUAGAACCACCGCACUACAUAAUCCCUGAUCGAGUUGUAAUGGAAACAGCUCUAGAGGUGACAGGACUGUGAGAGACUACCUGAAA
Messenger RNA from Cheilinus undulatus (humphead wrasse), 2397 nucleotides. RefSeq names its product estrogen receptor 2b (gene esr2b). Lineage: Eukaryota; Metazoa; Chordata; Actinopteri; Labriformes; Labridae. Gene Ontology annotation, biological process: regulation of DNA-templated transcription; cellular response to estradiol stimulus; estrogen receptor signaling pathway. The coding region runs from base 365 to 2383 and encodes 672 amino acids. Gene Ontology annotation, molecular function: zinc ion binding; steroid binding; sequence-specific DNA binding. The transcript has 10 exons. Gene Ontology annotation, cellular component: nucleus. The record is from RefSeq and is a predicted model, not a curated record.